Messenger RNA from Emiliania huxleyi CCMP1516, 576 nucleotides. RefSeq lists its product as hypothetical. Gene Ontology annotation, molecular function: calcium ion binding. The coding region runs from base 1 to 576 and encodes 191 amino acids. The transcript has a single exon. The record is from RefSeq and is a predicted model, not a curated record. Lineage: Eukaryota; Haptophyta; Isochrysidales; Noelaerhabdaceae.
AUGCCAGAGAAGCUGGACGGCGUCCUCUCGCGCGGCCUGGCGGCGGAGGAGGCGCCCGAGACUGCGCCCGAGGAGCCCGGCAUGCUGGAGAAGCUGAAGUCCUCCAUCAGCGAGAUGUUCACGCCCAUCACCGAGCUCAAGUGCACCAACUCGUUCCGCGGGGCGAACAGCUCGGACGAGGCGCAAACGGACAAAGAGAAGUACGAUCCAAUUGUGGCGGACCAUAUGAAAGAGAUCGGUGAGCUUUUCACGAAGCUUGACAAGGAUGGCAGCGGCUCUCUGACUAAGGAUGAGCUCAAGGACGUCGUGCAACGGUACACGUCCAAAGCGUUUAACGAAAAGGAAUUCUUUGAGUGGUACGAUGUCAGGGGCGAACCAGACCGUAAGAUCGGCCUGACCGAGUUCUCCUGGUACCUCGCAGACCUCGCCUUUGCGUUCGAGGACCCCAAGAAGGCAAUCUCUGCUGUCAUCCAGGAGGUCGAUGAGAAGAACACGGAGGCGCUUCAACACGAGGUGGCGGCUGAGGCUGCGCCUGCGGAGGCGGAGGAGCCGACCUACGAGGCGCCCAAGGCUUAG